Messenger RNA from Pelodiscus sinensis (Chinese soft-shelled turtle), 4895 nucleotides. The record is from RefSeq and is a predicted model, not a curated record. Lineage: Eukaryota; Metazoa; Chordata; Testudines; Trionychidae.
AGUGCCUAGGGUCCACGAAAGUCAUAAUGCGGCCCUGGAGGUGAGGCUUCAGAGUUGUAUAAGAAACCAUACGAAUAAAAUCAGUGAUUUGCAAGUAAAUGCCCAAACAUCCCUUUAAAAUCACUGUUUACUUCAAUCCUUUGAAAUGCUAUGCUGGAGCAAAGGUUAGUUCAAAGAGUAUCAUUAUUGUUAAGAAAAGAAUCCAGCCUCUGUUGGUCUUCUGAAAGAACUUAAAUUAUUUCUCUUAGUCCAAAAGAGUUAAUUGUAUGCACCUAUUUCAUCAGGUUCUGGUAAAUUAAGUCCAUCCAGAUGCUUGACAUUUGACUCAGAGUCAGAAUACUCUCCGUUUAGGUUUGUAUAAGCUGUUAGAACCUGGAGUUUUCUUUUGACGUGUACAAUUUGAUACCAAAGGUCAAACUAAAUGGGCUCAAAUUUAAAAUGGUUUCCUAUUCAGGAAGGAUGAUACUUAGAUUUUAAAAUUGCCAAUUAAAUGUGACUUAUUUAUUGCCUCAUCUGAGUUUACAGUCUUAAGCAGCUGGAGUGCGUGAUUUCAAACUUUUAAUGUGCUAUGCAUUCAUAAAGAAAUCUCAAACUCUGGGAUUAAUUAUUAUUUCUACUCCUUGUUGUUAAUUUCAGCUCAAUCCCAAGGGAGAGAAAGCUGUCACUCACAACACAAAACUCAGGCAUGGUGCAACCGAGUCAGAGCCUAAAAAACCAGGAUUCUCACUGACGGGCAGAGGAUUUAGCAUUAAUACCACCAGCACCAAUAUGUCCCUCUUCCCAGGACUAACCCAACCUGGCCCUAAUUAGGAAUGUUCAGUACACCAGAAGACAUCUCAAUCAAUCAAGCGAGAGAACCAAGGCGCUGGUGACUGCACCUACAGACAGCCUUGCAAAAGUAAAAGGAGCACAGCUCUGAAGAGCUGACAGCAUCUCUUGCCUGGGAUUCAAAGACAAAGAUGGUGGUGGAAGGGGAGUUGGAGGCCAGUGGCUCAGACAGCAGCUUUGAAACUGAAACACCAAAUGGACUUGGGGAUGGUGGCCAUCCCACCCCGGAAGAUGAAGGUAGCAGGUCCUUGUCCUUUGAGAAGAGACUGCAGCAUCUUGACUCCUCACACACAGUGACCUGUACAUUCUCAAUUUCACUAGCUGUGCCAAUGGGUGCAGGUCCAAAGCGUAGGCCGUCCAAUUUAAGUGAAAGGCAGAGGAAAAAGUCUAAUGUUGGCAAAGAUGUAGCUAUUUCAAAAAUGCGGCGUUACUACCACAUUGAGUACUUCCUUCUACCAGAUGACACUGAGCCUAGGAAACUUGAUGUGGCAUUGUUUGGUGUUGUGGCCAAACUGUUUUUGGAAUGUGAAUCCAAGCCAUCGACUGCACAGAUGCAAGCAGAGCGCACCCGGCUGAAACGAUCGAUAACAGUGAUUUCUUCAGUUGUGAAACCAUGGUUUGAAAAUGACAAAAUAUGGGUGUCGUGGACCCACAGUAUUGAUAUUAAUGUUACCAAUGAGUUUCUAAUAAAACUGAGAGAUCACAAAGUAAUUCUUACAAUAUGGGAUACCAAGGACAAAGUUUCUGCAAAAGCUAAGUUUAGUAAACCUGGGGCUCAGAAUUUACAGGUAGAGGAUUCUGAUGAUAUUGGUGGGGUAAAAUAUACGGUGUUAUUGCAAAGAAAACUCUUCGAGGACAAUCAGCCAGAACUCAGCAGUAUUAAAAUGAAAGGUGUGAAGGUAGCCAUUGCACCAGAGAAACCUGCCGUGGGUUUUGCAGCAGGGGAAAGUAAGUCUUUACCAGAAGAAGCUGAAAUAUAUGAGGUACCAGCACCCCUUUCUGGUUUCGAGCCUUUAAUUCCUUUUUCCACAAGUACAAUGGCUGACUAUUCAGAUUAUAUGAUUUCAAAAAAGCCAGAGAAAACAAAGUUCAACUUGGAAAAUUCCAUAGGCCAAACCGACAGGAAAGAUCUACAAGGUGGUAGAAAGAAAAGUUCUUUUUCUAGAAGGGGCUCUGCUGUUAAAGAACAAAAGCAGAGCAGCUGUAAAGUGUCCAAUGCAGAGGCCCUGAUUGCAGCACUAACAAAGAAGUGUGGCAUAGCAUCUUUGCAACUGGACCUUAUGCCUCUCCUCUCAGGAGAAACGUUAGUGAUUAGUCGACUACAAGAGAAAUCUUCUAAGAUUUUAGAUGCAUAUGUAACUUUCACUGCAGAAGAGCCUCUUAUGUCUGAGAGACAGAUAAGUGAAUUGAAUCCAUUGAUUAUUAGGAUUCAUUCUGCGACAUGCCUCCCGACAACUCCUGUCCCACUUGAAGUGCUGCAGGCGACCUGCGUUCCCACAUACUGCAGAUACCGAUUUCACAACCUCCCUUUUCAUCAAACACACGGGCAAACCCAUGGAACCCACAUCUAUUUUAAGGAUGUCAAUGUGAUUCUAACAGGGACAAUCAAUCCUGAGAAACUGCGUGAGUAUUUUAGAGGGCCACCUUUGGAGAUUGAGGUUCAUGACCGGGACAGAAAAAUGGCAGAGGACAUUAAAAAAGCCUCUUUGUUUGGUGAUGAACAAGAUGAUGGGAAGUUGAGUAAUGUGGGUCUUCUCUCUUGCAAACACACAGCCUACAAUCCAUUUACAGAAAAGGACAAUUUGUGGCAUCCCUAUGGGGUUGCUAAAGUCAGUCUAACUGACCUACUGCUAGGUGAAAAGUACUUGAAUAUCACUGUGCCCAUUCAUAGCUGUUCAGUUCCAGAUCCCACUGUCUACCAGAAGGAUAAUAAGACUGAAAAAAAUACAGGAAUAUUGGGAUCAAUGGCUGGCUCUCAGACUUCUCCACUGCCUAUGGGACAUUAUCUAGAAUCCAACUCAGUCCUGAAAUUAAGAGUUGAAAUAGCAACGCCGCUAGAUCUGCAAGCAGAAACUGCUGAUACUGAAAUUUCAGAUUGCCCAUAUGGCUGCAUUAUUUAUAUUUUUGACUACAAUAAUGCAUCUUGCUUACAUGAUUUGAUGCAAGAGAUUACAGAAAUUAAUGCUGAAGCACUCCAAUUGGAUUCUUAUCCGCUACAAGUAAUUCAGAAGGCUCUUGCUACUUUCAAACUGAAAACCACAACCAAGGAAAUUUCUGAACUGGAUAUCAUUACUGGCUUUCAUAUUCUGGAUGGUACAAUUCACCUUUUAGUCUUGGAAGGCUUAAAGGACAAAGCAAUCAAGAGACUGUGGGAACAGCACUUUGAUAAGACUCAUAGAACUGAAAAUGGAAGGUUGGAUAUAUUAUAUAACUCUCAGCUGUCUUUCCAUCAGCGCCUGUAUGCAGACCUGGAAGCGAUUUUGUAUCAUAUCCACCUCUGUAAACCUCUUUCUGCUAUAUCAAAACAACCACUGGUUUAUGUCAGGGAUAUGGUUCCUCAAGCAUGUUUCCAAGCCUUGUCCAGGCUGGAUUAUCUGUGCCGCAGUAAGAAAUUAAGAGAUGUCAUUCAGAGAGGUCUGUUGCCUUCUGCAAAAAUGAUCACAGUCUUGAGUCAGGAAUUUGGGAUUCCCCUAACUAAGGAGGAUUUGUUUAUUCAAAGCCUUCCUUUGCCCUCACUCUCUUCAUAUGCUUUGCAAAACCCCAGAAGGGUGAUCAUGAAACAAGGAGCAAUGCAGUCUUUAUUGGAUAACCACAAUGAAAAGUACAUUCAGCAGAAAAAGGAAAAGGAAGACAUGCAGCAUUACAAAGACCACAUCCAGACUAACAUCGAUGCCGUGUACCUGCUCAGCAGGGAGGUGAAAAAGCCGAAGUUCAGAAGCAUCAGGAUUUCUCCUGGUGUUGGCAAGUCGGUCUACAACUAUAGUACUCAGCAUCUCAAUUCUGCAGAGUGGGCAAAGAUGCAACUUUGUAAGGAGCUGGCAAAGAAACCAGAGAGGAGAUUCACUUAUUGUCAUGAAUACCUGUCAGCCAUAUUUGACCCUGUGGAUUUGGACACUGUCCAGAAAGAAUCUAUUGCAAAAUCCAAGAAUAUGUGGUUAUCACCAAGUGGGUUUGUAUAUCCUGGGUUUAAGAGCAGCAUUGAAUCCAAUCUGCACCCUCAGAUGCCUGAUGAAGCACGUCUGAAGGAGUUAACUGAGAAAUGGCAGGAGAACAUUCUGUUUUCUAACAUUUUGGAGCCAGUACUGAGUCGCGACAAAUGGUGUUGGGACCAGCGUCAUGUAGAUUUUGAACUGUACAAGAAGCCACCUGUUUAUCUCCCGACAUCACCUGCUACGCAUCAGGAAGUGGCCAUUUGGCAGGGUGAUGAGACCAAUCAGCCUCAGAAAACUGUAUUUGUUGACACCCAGCUGAAAGUUCACAGGUGCUCCACAGCAGCCGAGCUAACCACACGUGGCCUAAAAGCCAGUGCUCAGCUGGACAAACUACAAGGACUUUUGAAAGAUAAACCACAGAAAUUCUCACUUACGAGACCAGGCCUGAUUCUGCAGCCUAUCCCAGCACUGUCAGUGUUGCAGCAGCUACCUGACAAUGGCAUUUACCAAGGGCUGGACAGAGAGCGGAGCACCACCAAAGGAUUUGUUCCAGGUGUGGAAGGCCAGCACAGCUUGAAGUGGAACGGGAACAUAAUCCCCUGCCACGACAUGGACCACAGAACGUUUGAAACGUUGAGAGGCGCCGACUUCAACUUGCUUUGUUAUAACCAUUCCUUUCGUUACAAGAGAAAGAGACCAGAGAACAAAGGGGAAGAUAUAAGCCUUCUGCUACAGCAAGGAUCCUUCACUGAUGGUGCUACAUCUCCACGAGCUAGUCAGCUACAGCUUCCAGUAAAUGGAAUGACCCCAUCAUUCACAAGUGACUAAAAGACAGAUACUCAGUUACAAAUCCAGAUGUGACUAAUAAACUUGGUAGUGAGAUUUUUUUUCUAAAGACUGAAGUUUUAAUUAUUU